This is a messenger RNA of Closterium sp. NIES-65, 1713 nucleotides long. NCBI's taxonomy places the organism in Eukaryota, Viridiplantae, Streptophyta, Zygnematophyceae, Desmidiales, Closteriaceae. The record is from the annotation of a GenBank genome assembly.
AUGGAAUCUGGGAGAAGGGGAUGGAAUCUGGGAGAAGGGGAUGGGAUCAGGGAGAAGGGGAUGGAAUCAGGGAGAAGGGAUGAAAUCAGGGAGAAGGGGAUAGAAUUUGGGAGAAGGGGAUGGAAUCUGGAGAAGGGGAUGGAAUCUGGGAGAAGGGGAUGGAAUUGGGAAAAGGGGAUGGAAUCUGGGAGAAGGGAAUGGAAUGGGAGAAGGGGAUGGAAUCUGGGAGAAGGGGAUGGAAUCUGGGAGAAGGGGAUGGAAUCUGGGAGAAGGGGAUGGAAUCUGGGUGAAGGGGACGGAAUCUGGGAGAAGGGGAUGGAAUUUGGGAGAAGGGGAUGGAAUUUGGGAGAAGGGGAUGGAAUUUGGGAGAAGGGGAUGGAGUCCGGGAGAAGGGGAUGGAAUCUCGGAGAAGGGGGUGGAAUCAGGGAGAAGGGGAUGGAAUCCGGGAGAAGGGGAUGGAAUCUGGGAGAAGGGGAUGGAAUCCGGGAGAAGGGGAUGGAAUCUGGGAGAAGGGGAUGGAAUUUGGGAGAAGGGGAUGGAAUCUGGGAGAAGGGGAAGGAAUCUGGGAGAAGGGGAUGGAAUCUGGGAGAAGGGGGUGGAAUCUGGGAGAAGGGGAUGGAAUCCGGGAGAAGGGGAUGGAAUCUGGGAGAAGGGGAUGGAUUCCGGGAGAAGGGGAUGGAAUCUGGGAGAAGGGGAUGGAAUCAGGGAGAAGGGGAUGGAAUCUGGGAGAAGGGGAUGGAAUCAAGGAGAAGGGGAUGGAAUCUGGGAAAAGGGGAUGGAAUCAAGGGGAAGGGGAUGGAAUCUGGGAGAAGGGGAUGGAAUCUGGGAGAAGGGGAUGGAAUCUGGGAGAAGGGGAUAGAAUCAGGGAGAAGGGGAUCGAAUCUGGGAGAAGGGGAUGGAAUUUGGGAGAAGGGGAUGGAAUUAGGGAGAAGAGGAUGGAAUCUAGGAGAAGGGGAUGGAAUCUGGGAGAAGGGGAUGGAAUCUGGGAGAUGGGGAUGGAAUGUGGGAGAAGGGGAUGGAAUGAGGGAGAAGGGGAUGGAAUCUCGGAGAAGGGGAUGGAAUCAGGGGGAUGGAAUGAGGGAGAAGGGGAUGGAAUCGGGGAGAAGGGGAUGGAAUCGGGGAGAAGGGGAUGGAAUCUGGGAGAAGGGGAUGGAAUUUAGGAGAAGGGGAUGGAAUCUGGGAGAAGGGGAUGCAAUCAGGGAGAAGGGGAUGGAAUCGGGGAGAAGGGGAUGGAAUCUGGGAGAAGGGGAUGGAAUCUGGGAGAAAGGGGUGGAAUCAGGGAGAAGGGGAUGGAAUUCGGGAGAAGGGGAUGGAAUCUGGGAGAAGGGGAUGGAAUCCGGGAGAAGGGGAUGGAAUCUGGGAGAAGGGGAUGGAAUUAGGGAGAAGGGGAUGGAAUCUGGGAGAAGGGGAUGGAAUCUGGGAGAAGGGGAUGGAAUCUGGGAGAAGGGGGUGGAAUCUAGGAGAAGGGGAUGGAAUCCGGGAGAAGGGGAUGGAAUCUGGGAGAAGGGGAUGGAUUCCGGGAGAAGGGGAUGGAAUCUGGGAGAAGGGGAUGGAAUCCGGGAGAAGGGGAUGGAAUCUGGGAGAAGGGGAUGGAUUCCGGGAGAAGGGGAUGGAAUCAGGGGGAAGGGGAUGGAAUCUGGGAGAAGGGGAUGGAAUCUGGGAGAAGGGGAUGGAAUCUGGGAGAAGGGGAUAGAAUCUGGGAGAAGGGGAUAG